AUGUGUGGAAUAUCCCGUGAAACAGUGAACAUGCUCCGAGUCUCCACCUCCUUCCUGAUCCUCUUUUCAGCUGUUCUGAGCCACGAAUUCAUCGCUGAGCCCUUGUUUCAUGGACUGUCUGAAGCAAAUAUUGGUGGUAUUCAGGCGAGGGACGGGUACUUGAUGCUUUGUAUUUUGUACUUUACCAACACGGUCAGCUGCUUUUUUGCUCCAUUUGUGGUAUCCAGAAUUUCUGGAAAAUGGGCAAUGGUACUUGGAAUGGUUGCGGCUUUUUGUAUGCAGGCCGCCUAUAUGUUCCCGAAUCGGUAUAUUUUAAUGGUGACAUCGGCGCUUGGCGGAGCUGGAGCAACGCUUCUCUGGGUUGGCCAGGGGCAAUAUAUCACUGAAAAUAUUUCGGAAGCGAAUCGCGAGAAGAACACCUCGAUUCAAUGGGGCUUCUACAAAAUGAGCUUGAUUUUUGGCGGAGUUUUCUUCUUUUUCUACUUUCAAAACUCCUCCAUUGAUGCUAUUGUGGCCAAUGGACAAAUGCAAAUCUUCUUCAUAGUAUUCAUGACAUUCACAGUUUUAUCCAUAAUCAAUAGUAUCUUUCUUCCACAAAGUCAAGUGUCUCAAAAUCAAGCUAUUCUUCCAUUUUGUGAAACGUUUGUCAACAGCUUCAAAUUGCUGAAAACUCCAAGGAUGUUCUGCUUUACGAUUUUCUUUUUCUACACCGGAUUGAUCAGGUCUUUCUGGAUUUCAAUCUACCCGGCAUGCAUCAAAUUCACAUCUCAACUUUCCACCAAUACAACUGCUAUCCUAACUAUCGGAAUGAUUGUCACUGGCUGCGGACAGGUUAUCGGAUCACUUUCAGUCGCAGUCAUUGGAAAUAAAAUCCGAAAAUUCGGCCAGCAUACUCUCAUUCUCUGUGCUCUCAUUUUACACAUUUUCUUGUGUGUUAUGAUCUCCUUGACAUUCCCCAAUGAUGCUCCACUGGGACAUACUGAUAAGAAUGGUCCAGUUUUUGGCGCGAGUGUGCUCUCUGCGAUGACUAUUUCUGCAUUAUUGGGCUUCGGAGAUGCUAUUCUGCAGACACAAGUUUAUUCUUAUAUCGCCAAAUAUUAUCAGAAUGAGAGCAGCACUGUUUUUUCGAUUUUCAGAUUUUCUAGUGGAAUUGCUUCUACUCUACUUUUCUUCGCUGCACAAUAUUUCCAUUUGAUGCACCAUCUGAUUUUAAUAGCGAUUUUCGCAGUUCUCAGUGGGCUGGCCGUUUUGAGGUUUCAAAAAUCUUCUGCAGCAGUUUCUGAGAAGCAAAAAGCUCCUAUAACUGUCAUUCCUACUGGCAAACUUGGCAGCUUACGGUCUCACUCUAUCUCACCGCAACCACUGGUAUAAUAAAAAUGUAUCUCGUUGUAAUUGUUUUAAGUUUUACGAUUUUGUUAAAUUUAAUUUUUUGAGAUGUAAAUAAACUUAUUUCAACAAGUA
Molecule: messenger RNA, 1461 nt
Organism: Caenorhabditis elegans
Lineage: Eukaryota; Metazoa; Nematoda; Chromadorea; Rhabditida; Rhabditidae
Gene: plep-1
Product: UNC93-like protein MFSD11
Exons: 9
Coding region: 1-1371 (456 amino acids)
Cellular component (GO): membrane
Source: RefSeq, marked reviewed